AUGUCGUCUCGUCGAUUUCUGAUUGGCCGUGAAGUCUUGCUCGAUGGACGUACUGACAAAGGCACUGCUUUCUCCAUCGAAGAACGACAAGCAUUGCGUAUUCAUGGUCUUUUGCCGCCUUCAGUGGCCACUCCUGAACUACAAGUCGAACGAUUUAUGGAAAAUCUACGCAAUAUGCCCGAUGACUUGUCACGAUACAUUUCUUUACUUGCUCUACAAGAUCGCAAUGAGACAUUGUUCUAUCGUGUAGUUAUGCAACACACUCAAGAAACUAUGCCCUUGGUCUACACACCGACUGUCGGGUUGGCUUGUCAGAAGUAUGGCUUGAUUUUUGCAAAACCGAAAGGCCUGUUUAUUUCAAUUAAUGACAAAGGUCACGUUUAUGAUGUUUUGGUAAAUUGGCCUGAACAUGAUAUUCGAGCAAUUGUAGUUACCGAUGGCGAACGUAUAUUAGGUUUAGGUGAUUUGGGUUGCAAUGGUAUGGGUAUCCCUGUAGGUAAAUUAAGUUUGUAUACAGCAUUGGCUGGGGUGGCACCUGAAUACUGUUUACCAUUGACACUGGAUGUGGGAACAAAUAACGAAACACUCCUCAACGAUAAAUACUAUUUGGGCUUACGACAAAAACGUGUCACCGGCAAAGAAUAUGAUGAUUUUGUUGAUGAGUUCAUGCAAGCAGUUACUAAGCGAUUUGGACAUCAAUGCUUGAUUCAAUUCGAAGAUUUUGCGAAUCACAAUGCAUUUCGCCUUUUGGAAAAAUAUCGAGAUCAAUAUUGUACAUUCAAUGAUGAUAUUCAAGGUACAGCUAGUGUGGCUGUUGCUGGCAUUCUAAGUUCGAUUCGAAUUACCCAAUUAAAAUUGCAUGACAACAAAUUUCUCUUCUAUGGUGCUGGCGAGGCAUCUAUCGGCAUCGCAGACUUACUCGUGCUCGCCAUGGAACGGGAAGGGUUGAGUGUCGAUGAGGCUCGAAAGAAAAUAUUCUUGGUUGAUUCAAAAGGUCUUGUUGUUAAGAAUCGUCCAACAGGUGGAUUGAACGAAGAAAAGAAGCGCUAUGCACAUGAACGAGAACCGAUCACUAAACUAGCAGAUAUUGUUGAUGCUGUCAAGCCAACAUUUCUCAUCGGCGCUGCUGGCCAAGGACCUACGUUCACACGUGAAAUUCUCGAAAAGAUGGCGUCAUUGAAUAAACAUCCUGUUAUUUUUGCACUUUCGAAUCCCACAUCGAAAGCUGAAUGCACAGCACAAGAAGCCUAUGAAGCUACCAAUGGCCGAUGUGUAUUCGCCUCAGGUUCACCUUUUCCAAAUGUUGAAUAUCAAGGCAAAACCUAUGUACCUGGUCAGGGUAACAAUUCAUACAUAUUUCCUGGUGUUGGCUUGGCUGUUGUGACUUGCCGUAUUCGACAUAUACCCGAAGAACUAUUUUAUAUUGCUGCAAAAACUCUAUCAGAGCUAGUGACAAAAGAAGAUCUAGCUGUUGGCCUUGUCUAUCCAUCUAUUGAAAAGAUUCAUGAUGUGUCACGAUGUAUUGCUGUCAAGCUUGCCGAAUAUGCUUAUGCUCAUAACUUGGCCGCUCUCUAUCCCAAGCCCGACGACUUGGAUCAAUUCAUUAAGUCAAAUCAGUACACAGCCGAAUAUCAAGAUAUAUUGCCACCAAAAUGGAAUUGGCCAAAAACUGAUUAA
Molecule: messenger RNA, 1677 nt
Organism: Rotaria sp. Silwood1
Lineage: Eukaryota; Metazoa; Rotifera; Eurotatoria; Philodinida; Philodinidae
Source: the annotation of a GenBank genome assembly